UUUGAAACCACAGUAAUGGGGAAGACUGCUGACAUGGCAAUGGUCCAGAAGACAAUCAUUGACACCCUCCACAUAGAGAGGGAGGACCUCAGCUUCCAAAGCAGACCAAUCACAGCUGUCGUGAUCUGUGUAGACGUGACAGCAGUAACUGAUUCUGAAAAACAUCAGACAGACAGCUCAGCUCUUCAGUUGCUGGUCAAGAUGAGAGGUUUACUGUUUCUGCUUAGCGCUCUGUUCCUCCUGGACUCAACAAAGGGAACAGAAUAUGAGAAGUUAAAUGAACAUGACAGAGAAAUUGUUGACAAGGCAAUAGAGCAAGGCAAUAAGGAUCAUGGAAAUGGCAAACACCUUGACUUUUUCAUCAUCGCCAAUAGAGAUACCAAUCUGCUCAAUGUGAUACUGAGACCCACCUCAUGUGCCAGCACAACACCGAGUGUCCAUCGGAAAGACUGUAAAACCGAAGACAAGAGACCUUAUGUUUCCUGUAUUGAUUGUAAUGGAAGGAUGGAACCAUGUUUACGUCUAGGACAAAUAGCAGAGAUAAAUAAAAGGAUAGAUGAAUGUCCUAAAAGUCAUCAUACUGGGAGAUCUCAUCUACUGUUCCAAAAAGGAGGAAAUGAACAGCAACAAACUGGAUGCCUUGGAUGCAUCUGAGAUGUAAAAAGGAUCAACAUUUGGGGGAAAAAACGUAAAGUUUCUUAGUGUGUUGCAAAAAUGGAUGCACAUGGCCAAGGGAGCUAGACGUCUGUCUAAAUAUAAGAAUAACCAUAAUAACUUAUGACUUGAGUAACAAGCUAAAGUAAUUAAAAACCACAUUUUCUUUGCGAGUAACUGUAUGUCAUCUUUGCCAUUCAUCUGUGUUAUAUAAACUGUUGUAUUGUUUUUGUUGUGAGGAUUCUCUGUGAUUUGUAUGAGAUCCUCCUGGCCAUGAUUAAACUAAAGCAUAUUUAAAGGCA
Molecule: messenger RNA, 956 nt
Organism: Labeo rohita (rohu)
Lineage: Eukaryota; Metazoa; Chordata; Actinopteri; Cypriniformes; Cyprinidae
Product: cystatin-like protein
Exons: 5
Coding region: 16-654 (212 amino acids)
Source: RefSeq, a predicted model, not a curated record